This is a messenger RNA of Danaus chrysippus (African queen), 3684 nucleotides long. The record is from the annotation of a GenBank genome assembly. Lineage: Eukaryota; Metazoa; Arthropoda; Insecta; Lepidoptera; Nymphalidae.
AUGCGUAUUGGACGGUCGGUGGUCGGUCGGACGGUCGGUCGGUCGGGUAGCGCAGCGACUGGCGUGGCGGUGCUGAGUCCUACGGAAAGCGGUGGGUGCAGCGGUAGUGACAUCACUGAGCCUCGCUCGCCCCGGAGCCCCGAGUCGGGGUGCAGCACGAGUGAAGAAGGCGCUGGCGUGCGCAUGCCGCCUUGGGCGAGCGAUCCGGCGCCGCCGGGCCCGAGACGCCUCGCGGCUCAACCCGCGCCCCUCCGGCGACCCAAUCCACCUAUACAUCGCCGCAUUACAGAAUACUUCAAUCAUAAAAUGAAGCCACAGAACGGCGUCAAGCGUGACUCGACUUUAAUUAGUAACGAUGACAGCAAGAAAAAGUGUUUACCUAAGAACGGUGUCACGCACGAUCUCGAAAAGUACAUUUCGUAUUUAUCUCAGACGCUAAAUCCAAAAGUUCUAAUUGAUGUCGAAAAACCAGCAGAUUCUAUGAAAAAGCCUGUCAGUCAAACAACAAAUUUCAAUACUGAUGUAACUAAAAAUGGUCUACAUAAAACGGCUUCAUCUAUUAAUAUUAAUACUUUAAGAGAUCGUAUCAAACCUAAAGACAAUAAAGACACUCACACAAUGAACGGUUUGGUAGAGGUCCGGCACGGCAAUGAGACGUCCAACAAAGAAAAAAGUUUUGAGGGCUUCUUUAAUGGGGUAACUGUUAGCAGAAUACCUAACGCUAAAGUAAACCAAGGUCCAUCCGCUAUAACACCAGUAAACCAUAUUAACAAAUGUAAGAUUCCAAUUCCAUCUCAAAAUGAAUUGGUGGGAAUGAGGAUAGCUCCGGCAAAGCCCAUUAACCAAUCACCCAAGAAACAAGUGAAUCAAAAACCUGAUACAACACAUCUAAAUGGAGUCGUGAGUUCCACGACCAAGCUAGAUAGUCGAAUGAACGGGGUUACCUGUGGGUCUAACAACUUAAAUCUCAUGAACAAACCAUCUACAGCAAAGAAGGAACCUGCUAAGAGAAAUUUACAACCCAAGAGAACCAAUCGCAAAUCAUCAGCUUGUAUAGCUAACAGCAAGAACCUGACUUGGUCGAAGGCUAAUAAUCUUAAACAGGUACAGUUACAGAAACAAAAUUGUAGCAAAAUUAUUCCAAACACGCCUGUUAAUAACAAUGUACCAGGUGAAGCAAGCACUGCACCAAAGAUGCAAAUCCCAAAUGGAGUAAGACAAGUAUCGAUGGCAGUGAACGGAAAUAUAAGCAAUAUAAACGUGCCUGUGACUAAUUUUCAAAACUGUCAUUCAUUGAAUAUUCCACAACCCUGUAAUGGGACGGUAACCUCCACCAAUUUGGCUUCGUUCGUCGCUGUUCCUCAUAACGUAAUGCUUACAACACUUCGAAUACCCCAAAACGGUUUACCUCCGCAGACAUUGAACCAACAAGGUAAUAUGGCUUUUAAUCGUCAAAACGUCAACGUGACAAGUCCGACUAAAUUAAACGGUCAAUUCGUUUUCCCGUUGGUUCAGAAUAUUAACGGAACCGUCGUUCAAAUACCAAAUUUAAUGGCGAAGAUGCCGAAUUUCGUUCUUCCGCAAACUCCUCAAAUAACAACGCAGAGACAAGAUCAUCUACAAAACCAAACUUUAAACCAAUUUCUCAUUAAUGGUACUCUAUUGAAACUGGCAAAUACGAUGCCACCUACCUAUACAACGGCGAACAAAUCUGGUCCAGUCACUAGUCAGCCACUACCAGUAAUUAACAAGAAUGUGCCUGGUCUUCAAGCUGUCGGAAUGUCAGUUCAACCGAAACAAAACUUCACAGUGAACCUUAGCCAUCCGAUGUUAGUGCCUCAACCAGGAUUCAUUGUAACAUCUGUGCCAAAUAUGAGUGUGAAAGAAACGUGGAGUUACACCGGUACCCACUCGGUGGCCUCGUCACAAAUAUCGUGUUCGAGUCCAAUUGUACCACAACAGCCGGCGAUGGUUGCCAAUUUUAUGAAUCAAAAUCUACACUCGAGUAGUAUUCCUAUAGCCCCCGUGAAGCCUCCAGACAAUCCGAUUCAAGGUACAGAACCGCCCAGUAGUACUGUUAAAGAGACGGAAAUUAAUGAUAUUGCCAAUCAAAAGUGUGAUAUUCCAUGGCUGUCAAAAACUGUGAACAAUAAUAUUGUUUCUUUAGAUACUAAUAAGUUAACGAGGCCUUUUGCACAAGUUAGUAGUUCAGGGAAUCUUAAAGAUUUCGGCAUAGAGAAGGUCGGAAAGAAACGAAGAGCGAGUAAAGAUUUACAAAAGGAUUUUAAAGUUGGUAGUACGAGUGAAAUAAGAAAAGUAGAAGAAGUCGCCAGAAGGGAGGAGACAAUAUUUACACAAAUAACCGUAUUGAAGGAUGUUUCGUCUAAUGUCCAAAGUUCUGUUAUUGAAGCAAAUUUCUGUAGUGCUACUACAGAGUCUUCAGAGUCCGGUAUAGGAACCGAUAAGUCUAUUGACUCGCCCAGCGACUCCCAGGCUAGCAAAGAGUGUGACGAUGACUCCUCCUUAUCAUUAAGUAUCAGUGUGAGUUCCGUCGAAGCUCAGAGUAGUCAAAAAAGUCCUAUACUGAAACAACCUAAAACAUUACGGUUUCCACCAAGAAGUAUUAUCAAACCUCAAAGCGAUAAGAGAAAAUCAAGCACUGAUACGACGUCGGUCACGAUAUGCUUAUGGGAGAAGUGUAAGCAGGAGUUGGAGAGUGAUAGCGAUCUUCUGGAACAUCUGCAGUCUGUCCACGUGGAGUCCCAAGCUGGUCAAGAGAACUACGUGUGUCUGUGGGAGCGCUGCAAGGUCCGCGGCAAGCCUUCGUGCUCUCGACUAUGGCUGGAGCGACACGCUCUCUCACACGGCGGGAACAAACCGUUCAAAUGCAUCGUCGACAGUUGCGACAGAAGAUUCUCUACUCAGAUAUUGCUCGAACGUCACGUGAACAACCAUUUCAACGAGGCGACUCCAAACACGGGGAACGGGAAGAAGACCGCAGACAGUUCCGCUAAGAUGAUACGACGGAAUGGAAAGAAACUCAGAUAUAGAAGACAACCAUGGUCUGCCCGCAUGUUCGACUUCUUCGACUCCGGUAUGAUGGAGGGUCUAGCUUGGAGACUCGCCCGCAGUACUCGUUGGCGGCUCGGCGGGUUCUGUCCUCUGAGGGACGGCGGCGGGCACACGCUCACACUACACGCCGCGCUCACAGCUACACGAUACAACCCGGCCACCGCCGCGCGCGAGGCGCUACUGACAUACUACCCGCCGCAUGUUAUCGAGGACGAGUGGGUGCCCGAGGAGGAAGUGAAACGAGUCAAACGCGUGGAGAUCUCCGAGCUACCGAUUCAUACCAAGGUGCUGCUGUAUGAAGAGUUCUGCAACUCAUACAAGAAGACACCGCCGCCGCAACCCAAGAAGACGCAACCAACCGCGACACCCGUUCGACUACUACCCGCGAGACAAUGCACCUCCUCGCGACUACUCAACAACCUGAUAGCAAAACAACGCAAGGAAAGAAACGACUGCAGCUCCACCGGCCUCCCGCCGAUAUACGACGAGGAGAGAGACAGAGAUAGAGAGAAGAGUGACAGAGACCGAGAGAAGAGUGACGUCACCGGCGCCAAGAAGAGGAAGAUGGGCCGGAGGUACGGCGGGAACGCGUUCUGGCCCUGCGGACGAUAG